GGGGGCGGCUUCUGCGCGCUGAUUGGUCAGCAUCGAGAGCGGCAACCGUACCCGCGGAAAACCCGCGCUGGGACCUGUGCCUGCAGUAUUGUUUUCUACAGCUGUUGGCUGUUGCUGAGGCAGCAUGGACCUCAGAGAGCUGGAGAGGGACAAUACGGGCCGCUGUCGCCUGAGCUCUCCUGUACCCGCCGUGUGCCUCAAAGAGCCAUGCGUCCUAGGAGUGGAUGAAGCGGGCCGGGGACCGGUGCUUGGCCCCAUGGUCUACGCCAUCUGUUACUGCCCCUUGUCCCGCCUGGCAAAUCUGGAGGCCCUGAAAGUGGCAGACUCAAAGACCUUGACAGAGAAUGAACGGGAGAGGCUGUUUGCGAAAAUGGAGGAGGACAGAGACUCUGUGGGUUGGGUUUUGGACAUUCUGUCUCCAAACCUGAUCUCUACCAGCAUGCUUGGGCGGGUCAAGUACAACCUCAACUCCCUGUCCCAUGAUACAGCUGCGGGGCUGAUACAGUAUGCGCUGGAUCAGGGUGUGAAAGUCACCCAGGUAUUUGUGGACACUGUAGGAAUGCCAGAGACAUACCAGGCUCGAUUGCAACAGCGCUUUCCAGGGAUGGAGGUGACAGUCAAGGCCAAAGCAGACUCCCUGUUCCCUGUGGUUAGUGCUGCAAGCAUCUUUGCCAAGGUGGCUCGAGACCAAGCUGUGAAGAAUUGGCAGUUUGUGGAGAGUUUACAGGAUCUGGAUUCUGAUUAUGGCUCUGGCUAUCCCAAUGAUCCCAAGACGAAAGCCUGGUUGAGGAAAAGUGUGGAUCCUGUGUUUGGCUUCCCCCAGUUUGUCCGGUUCAGCUGGAGCACUGCUCAAGCCAUUCUGGAAGAGGAGGCAGAAGGUGUCACAUGGGAGGACUCAGCGGCUGAGGAGGAUCCUGAGCGGCCUGGAAGGAUCACAUCCUACUUUCUCAGCCAGGGCCCUCAGAGCUGCCGCCCUCAGGUCCCCCACAGAUACUUCCAGGAGCGAGGCCUGGAGGCAGCCAACAGCCUCUAGAGGCAAAUGUGUGUACCCAACCCCUCUUACUCAGGAAUUAAAGCUGUUCAGGGAAAGGAAA
Messenger RNA from Phodopus roborovskii (desert hamster), 1094 nucleotides. It is a transcript of the gene Rnaseh2a, whose product is annotated as ribonuclease H2 subunit A. The transcript is spliced from 8 exons. Lineage: Eukaryota; Metazoa; Chordata; Mammalia; Rodentia; Cricetidae. Gene Ontology annotation, molecular function: RNA-DNA hybrid ribonuclease activity; RNA binding. Gene Ontology annotation, biological process: DNA replication, removal of RNA primer; mismatch repair. Gene Ontology annotation, cellular component: ribonuclease H2 complex. The record is from RefSeq and is a predicted model, not a curated record. The coding region runs from base 125 to 1033 and encodes 302 amino acids.